Messenger RNA from Lepus europaeus (European hare), 7980 nucleotides. It is a transcript of the gene ATAD5, whose product is annotated as ATPase family AAA domain containing 5. Gene Ontology annotation, cellular component: nucleus. The coding region runs from base 117 to 5804 and encodes 1895 amino acids. The transcript is spliced from 23 exons. The record is from RefSeq and is a predicted model, not a curated record. Gene Ontology annotation, molecular function: DNA clamp unloader activity; ATP binding; DNA binding. NCBI's taxonomy places the organism in Eukaryota, Metazoa, Chordata, Mammalia, Lagomorpha, Leporidae.
GGACCCCGCGGCCCAGCAACUCGUUCCUGCCGGAGUUGGCCGCCCCCAUGGUCCCCGGGCCGGGCGAGCUGGACCGCGCACGGUCCUAGGAGCUGGGACCUCGGGAAGCGGGGAGCAUGGUGGGGGUCUUGGCCAUGGCGGCGGCAGCUGCUCCCCCGCCCGUGAAGGACUACGAGAUCGAGCCAUGCAAAAAGCGAAGGAAAGAUGAUGAUAGAUCUUCCUGCAAAACAAUUACAAAAUAUUUAUCACCAAUAGGGAAGACUGGAGACAGAGUUUUCUCGCCACCAAAGUCUAGUAAUAUUGUGAACUAUUUUAGAAGGACUUCACCCACAAAUGAGAAAACACAAUCAGCGAAAGAGUGCAAGAUAAAGUCGUCUGCACCAUUGCCUGUCGAUAGUAGCAAAGACUGUAGGACACCUUUGGAAGUGUUCUCACAUAUAGAAUUUAAGAAGAAAGGAAAGAGGGUUAAUCUGUCUCAUCAACUAAAUAAUAUUAAAAUUGAAAAUGAAUCUCCAAUUGAAAUUAAUAGUGAUGACAGCAAGGAAGACUCUAGUUUAAACGAGUUUGAGGAAUGUAACACUUCUGUCUUAUUUCAGAAGAAACACGUGGAGAUACUUGCAGAAAGCAUUCAAGAUAGCAAAAACCAGUCAAGUAUCAUGACUUCCAAAAAAAAUUCUAAGAAAGUAAAUCCUAAACAAGGAACCACAAAAAAUGAUUUCAAGAGGUUGAGAAAAAGGAAGCACAGAGAUAUAAUAGAUCUGUCAGAAAGUUUGCCCUUGGCAGAGGAACAAAAUCUGCUUAAAAAGGAUGGUGAAGAUAGCAAACAGGUAACGCCUUCCCUUGCUGCUGAACUCAGGAGUGCUACAGAUGAUGCACACUUGAGAGACAAUGUAAAUGAAUCAGACCAGUUAAAUGAUAAUACAAUAACUGUCUCAUAUGAAGAGUUUUUAAAAAGUCACAAGGAGAAUACAGUGGAACAGAUACCAGACUCUACAAUGCCAAUUUGUGUCCCUUCUGAAACUGAUGAAGAAAUAGUCAAAAGCAGUGAUGUAGGAGAAUCAGAAGGCUGUGACAGUUCCCCACAGGUACGCUUUAAGACAGUUACUGUUCUUGCACAAGUUCACCCUGUUCCCCCCAAAAAGAUAGGGAAAAUACCCCUAAUUUUUUUGAAACAAAAGCAAUAUGAAGUAGAAAAUAGUCUUUCUGAUCCUGAGAAUGAACAGACAAUUCAGAAAAGAAAAUCUAAUGUUGUUAUACAGGAGGAAGAAUUAGAAUUGGCAGUGUUGGAAGCUGGAAGUUGUGAAGCUGUGAAACCGAAAUGCACUCCGGAAGAAAGACAGCAGUUUAUGAAAGCGUUUAGGCAGCCAACAUCAGAUGCACUUAAAAAUGGAGUCAAAAAAUCUUCUGAGAAGCAGAAGGACCUCAAUGAAAAAUCUUCAAGUGAGGAAGGAAGAGAUAAUAAUUCUAAAAAAAUGGAAAAUCCUGAUACUCAAAUGAUUUCAAAUAAUGGCAGUUCACAAUCACAUACUAGUAAAGGAAGUUUCCCUAAGGAGAACAGUAAAAAGCUAAAGAAAAGGGGUAAGAAAACAUUAGAUACUGGGGCUCCUCCAGGUGAAAACAAGGAGAUAAAUACUCAACAGCAAGAAACAAUCUUUUCCUUUAAAAACAUACAAAAUCAAAAUAGGCUUAGAAUGAGCUUAAGACAAAAGAAAAAGGAGGUCUUCAAAAGUAGCACAUCGAUUAACAGUGAAAGUCUUGUUUGUGAAAGUCCAGCAAGUGAUGACGCUCUGUGUAAGAAUAGCAAAUCAAGGAGAACCAGCACACCAGUUAAAGAUAAGGUUACACCUUCUAAAGCUGAACCUGAAGACAGCCUGGUAAAUGUUUCCACACCCAAAUCAACCAGAAGAUCUGUGAGAAACAGCACUCCUACUGCCGUGACCGUUGGAGGAGCCGACUCUGAAGGUGCACAAGGUGACAGUCCGCUAAAGGCUUCUACGCCCAAAGCAGCCAGCUUGAUGGAGAAGCACAGCAUCUAUACAGCGGAAUUAAUAACAAUACCCUCUGAUUCAGAGAGUCCUAUCAGGAUGAAGUUCACCAGAAUUAGUACUCCCAAAAAGUCUAAGAAAAAAUCUAAGAAAAAAUCUAAGAAAUCGGAAGCAACUGAUGGAGAUUUUACUUCUCAGGCUAGGAAGGCGAGCAGUGCUUCAAAAAAUAUAUGCAAAGCCAAACAAUUGGUUGAAAAAGCAAAAGCUUUACACAUCAAUCGGACAAAGGCAGCCGAAGAAAGUGUGACACCAUUAAGGCGCUCCUCGAGACAUCAGCCAGUUCCUGAAAGGAAAGCAUUGUCAGAGACAGACGACUCUGUCAUAAUAAUAGAUUCAAGUCUAACUUCUGUAAAGCAUCCCGAGAAAAAUCAGAAGAAACUUCAGUGUUUGAACGAUGUACUAGGAAAAAAACUUAACAGGUCUCCUAAGAAUGUACCUGGAAAAAUGAAAGUCGCUCCUUUAUUCCUUGCCAGAAAGCCUAAAAAAACAGCUGAUCCUGUCCUUGGUUUUGAUGAAAGCAGUCAAAAUACAUCUGAAAAAUCUGAGGAUUGUGAUGAACAGUCUAAAGCGAAGCGUGACUUUCUGAUGAGUGGUUUGCCAGAUUUGCUGAAACGACAGAUUGCAAAGAAAGCUGCUGCUCUGGAUGUGUACAAUGCAGUGAGUACCAGCUUCCAGAGAGUUGUUCAUGUGCAACAGAAAGAUGACGGGUGCUGGUUGUGGCAUCUGACACCACCCUCUUGUCCUCUCUUAACUAAAUUUAAGGAAUUGAACACUAAAGUAAGAGAUUUCUCUAAAUGUGUUAUUGCCCUCGGUGAAUUUUCAACAUUGAAUUCAAAAGCGAAAAGUAAUAAUUCCAUUUUGUUCAUGAGGACAAGGAAAGAUUUUACUGAGGAAGUAAGAAAUCUUUUGCUGGAGGAAAUUAGGUGGUCCAAUCCUGAAUUUUCUUUGAGAAAAUAUUUUCCCUUGCUUCUGAAAAAACGAAUUGAGCACCAGGUACUUUCUGAGUAUCAUGGUAAACAAGAAAGUCUACAACUACAGCCUGAUGUCAUUCAAAAAGAAACCAAAAGGAAACGAGUAGAAACACAAAAUUAUAAGUCAAAAAGAAAGAAAUUACGUGAAUGUUCAGAAAGUCCAGAAAAGGCAAGUGGGAAGCCAGAAGAGCUUGACAAAAGAAACACUUCUUCUGGGGUAAAGCCAGGUUCUUCCAGAGGUUUAUAUUCUAAGGCAUCCUGGAAGAAACAGACUGCUUUGAGUACAACGUGUAAAGUGGAACCAAAAGCAGAAGAUGUUGAUGUUUUGAUCAUAGAUGAUGACAAAGAGUCUGGAUCUGAAGAAUCUUCCACUCCUGAUUCUGGAAUUGAAGACAUGCUUUGGACAGAAAAGUACCAGCCUCAAAACGCCAGUGAACUUGUGGGCAAUGAAUUAGCCAUAAAAAAGUUACAUAGUUGGUUAAAAGACUGGAAAAGAAGAGCUGAAUUGGAAGAAAAACAAAAUUUGAAGGGAAAAAGAGAGGGGAAACAGGAAGACGUUUCGGAUAGCUUGGACUUCCAGGGCAGUUCAGAGGAUGAAGAAAGUCGUCUCUGCAACACUGUUCUUAUAACAGGGCCGACAGGCGUGGGGAAAACUGCUGCAGUGUACGCUUGUGCUCAGGAGCUCGGGUUUAAGAUCUUUGAGGUGAACGCUUCUUCCCAGCGCAGUGGUAGACAAAUUCUGUCUCAACUAAAGGAAGCUACUCAGUCCCAUCAAGUAGACAAGCAAGGGGUAAACUCACAAAAGCCCUGUUUUUUCAAUAGCUACAACAUGGGCAAAUCUCCAAAAAAAGUAAACUCCCCUAAGAAAGUUAUUACAUCACCAAGAAAACUUCCCCCAUCAUCACCCAAAAGUAUUGGACCAAAGCGAGCACUGCCCCCGAAAACUUUGGCAAAUUACUUUAAAGUAUCUUCUAAACCAAAAAGUAAUGAAGAAAUAGGAGCGCUUUUGGAAAAUAAUAAAGGAAUUAAAAAUACUUUUGAGCAGAAACAAAUUAUUCAGAUGAAAUCUACAAAUGCAACUACUUCAAAUGUCAAAGAAUUUGGAGCUGAGGAAUCCAGCAGGAAAAAUGCCACAUCUCUCAUUCUUUUUGAGGAGGUUGAUGUCAUUUUUGAUGAAGAUGCUGGGUUUUUAAAUGCAAUCAAGACAUUCAUGGCAACAACUAAGCGACCUGUAAUCCUGACAACAAGUGAUCCAACAUUUAGUUUAAUGUUUGAUGGCUGCUUUGAAGAAAUCAAUUUUAAUACUCCUUCCCUGCUAAAUGUUGCCAGCUACCUACAAAUGAUCUGCUUAACUGAGAAUUUCAGAACUGAUGUAAGAGACUUUGUAACUUUGUUAACUACAAGUACUUGUGACAUCAGAAGAAGUAUCCUUUACUUGCAGUUCUGGAUUAGAAGUGGAGGUGGAUUUUUAGAAGAAAGGCCAUUGUCCCAUUGUCGAGGGAAUAACAGGAAUGUACAUAUAGUUUGCUCUGAAGAUGGUCCUGGUGUGAAAAAUAAUGUCAAAAAUACUAAAAAGAAUCGUAUAAUCCUUCCUAAGUGUGACACCGGCUGUGUUGAGACCUUGUUUGGUAUUAAGAAUAUUUUUUCCCCAUCUGAAGACUUAUUCUCAUUUUUGAAGCACAAAAUCACAACAAAAGAAGAAUGGCAUAAACUCAUCCAACUCCUUACAGAAUUCCAAAUGCAGAGUGUAGAUUUUUUAUAUAGUAAUCUUGAGUUCCUUCUGCCAUUACCUGUUGAUAUUGUCCCAGAGCCACACACUCUCUGUGGCUCGUCAGUAACUCUGGAAGCCAGCACCACAACAAAAAGUGCGCCGUGUCUUGCUAGGAAACCUUCUGAAGGAGAGCAGCCGGUGAAAAAGGCCCACAAGAAGAAACAUAAGAAAAAGAUGGUCAUACUGGAUGACAGUGAUUUAUUUGACACUGACUUGAACUUUCCUGAUGAAGUUCUUAGCCUGUCCCCUGCGGCUCUUUCCUCAAAUUCAGAAGAAAGCAAAAGCAGAGACAAAGAAAGCAAUCCGGAUACAAAGAAAGUAAGCAAAUGUUUAGCAUCCAAUAUCGCAUCGACUCCUGGACCUCCGAAAACACCAGCAGAAAAACAGUGCUCUGCCCUUGUCUCUCAGUGUUUAAACUCUCUCGCCGAGUUCCUGGAUAACAUGUCCUUCCUUGACCCCCUUUUCACUGGUGCACAAGAACAAAAGGAAUUUGAUAAAGAUGACUUUAGUUGGCCCAGUGGAAAGGUUAAAAGUGGCCUUUGUGAUGAGUUUAGUCUGGAGAGCGGCAAUGGCGGUGGGUGGACCGCUCAGAGCUCUGCAGAACUGAAGGCAGCUGCAGAAGCGCUCAGCUUUACCAAGUGUUCCUCUACUAUUUCAAAAGCAUUGGAAACCUUGAAUUCUUGCAAGAAGUUGGGAAGAGAUCCAACCAGCGAUCUGACUAUCCAGGUUUCACAAAAGCGCAAUAAUAUGUACUUCCGCCGGUCGGCAGCUAAUUUAGACAAUGCAAGGAAGAGGAUAGCAGUCAUUAAAAGUGUAUUUUCUAGCCGAUCUCUUGUGAACCUAGGUAACAGACAAGCUAGUAUAAUUGAAUACCUGCCAACUCUUCGAAACAUUUGUAGAACAGAGAAGUUAAAGGAACAAGGAAAAAGCAAAAGGAGGUUCCUGCACUAUUUUGAAGGAAUUCACCUUGAUAUUCCAAAAGAGACUGUGAAUACCUUGGCAGCUGAUUUUCCUUAAUCUUCUACAUUAACUUUGUACAGAUCAUGUGGUCCUUAAGAUAUUUUUGUAUUAUGUUGAUUUUCAUUGAAGAAUUUUUCUUGAUGUACAUUCAAAACAGACUAUUUGUAUAUUUUUUAUUUUGUGCAUAUAUUUAAAAUGAAAAAAUUUGAGUUACAAGUUGUAUAUAUGAUUGUGGUAGUUUUUUUUUCCUGGAGUUUUUGUAUUAUCUGAUUUUGCUUUGUUGGAGUAUUUUUUGUGGGUGUGAAUGAACUGUUUCUGGAAGGUGGAGUUGCCCUGAUAUUUCUAUAAUUUUCCCCUUUCCUGUAACCCUCAAUCCACCCCUCUCCUACCAGAUAUGGUGCUCUGUCAAGUUGUAAAUAUGAACCACCUAGAUGGUCUUUUAAAAUUGUUUACACAAUACAAACAUAAGAUUACCUAUGUAAUACAUAAGAAAACUUCCUACGAAGAAAAUACACUUCAAGUCUCAAAAGGAUCUGAUGAACUGAUUUGUAGUACUAUCCCCCAGCGUGUUUUACCAUUGAAUCAGUGAAUGCUGACAAUGUAAGAUCAAGAUUAUAAAUUAGUUUUUCAUAAAUCUUUUUUAGCGGCCCUGUGGUAUCAUGUAUAUUUGCCAGCUUGAAUCAUUUGUCUUGUACAUUCUGUUUGUAUUUUUAUUUCUUGAUGUUUUAUUUCAUAAAGAUAUUAAUGACAUUAAUGUAUCAGUUUUGUAUGAGAUGCUGUUGAUUGAAUUAAGACUGUAGCAGGUGUGUUUAGCAUGGUGGUUGGGAUGCCUGUGUCCCAUAUCAAAGCAUUUGGGUUCAGUGCUCAGCUAUGACUCCUGAUGCUGUUUGCUUGCUGAUGCAGACCCUGGGAGGCAGCAGUGAUGGCUGAGUUCCUGCCACCCAUGUGGGAAACCUGGAUUGAGUUCCAGACUCCUGGCUUCAGCCUAACCAGGCCCAGCCAUUGGGAGCAUUUGGGGAGUGAUCCAGCAGGUAGGAGCUGUCUUUCUGCCUCUCAAAAAACAAAAUGAUUUUUUUUAAGAUUUAUUUAUGUAGUUGAAUGGCAGAGUUAGAGAGAGAGGAAGAGACAGAGCGAGCUUCCAUCUGCUGGUUCACUCCCAAGAUGGCUGAAACAACAGGAGCUAUAGCAGGCUUAAGCCAGGAGCCAGGAGCUUCAUCCUGGUCUCCCAUGUGGGUGGCAGAGGCCCAAGUACUAGGGCCAUACUCUGCUGCUUUUCCUAGGGAAAAGCCUUAGCAGGGAGCUGGAUCAGAAGUGGAACAGGUGGGACAUGAACCAGCUUCAUGUGCCAACAUUGCAGGCAGCAGGUUUUUUUUUCUUUUUAACUUUUCCUGGCAGCUAUAGUGGCCAGUUCUUUUUUGAUUUUUGAUUUUAAAUAUUUAUUUAUUUAUUUGAAAGUUAGAGUUACAGACAGAAGGAGAGACAGAGAGAGGUCUUCCAUCCUUGGGUUCAGUCCCCAAAUAACUGUAACAGCAGAGCUUCCUCUGGGUCUCCGACUUGGGUGCAGGGAUCCAAGCACUGGGGCCCUCCUCCACUGCUUUCCCAGGCCAUAAGCAGAGAGCUGGAUUGGAAGAGAAGCGGCCAGGACACACACCAGCAGAGAUGAGAUGCCAGCACUGCACGCAGAGGCUUGUGCCACUACACCACGGUGCUGGUCCCAGUCAGUUGUACUGUAAAGUAGCUCCCUGGGGUGGGCAUAUGUUGCAGCAUGUAUGACUCCACUUGGAAGAUCCAUGUUCAAGACCAGCUCUGCUUCCAAUUCCAGCUUCCUGCUGUUUCAGAUCCUAGGAGGCAACAAAUGAUGGCUCAAGUAGUUAAGUCCCUGUUGCCCAUGUGGGAGACCCAGACUGAGUUCUUGGCUCCUGGCCUGGCUGGCCCUGACUGUUGUAGACAUUUGGGAGAUUGAUAGAUGGGAGCUUUCUGUGUGUCUGUCUCUUUGCCCUUCAAAUAAAUAAAAAACGUUUUAAAAUCAAACAGCUCCCUUGGGUCUGGUGCUAUGCCACAGUAGGUUAAUCCUUUGCCUUUGGUGCCAGCAUCCUAUAUGGGUGCCAGUUUCCUGGCUGUUCCUCUUCCGAUCCAGCUCUCUGCUUUAGCCUGGGAAAGCAGCGGAAGAUGGCCCAAAUACUUGGGCCCCUGCACCCAUGUGGGAGAUCUGGAGGAAGCUCCUGGCUCCUGG